GCGCCGCCCUUGCCACCGCCGCCCUCGCCAAGGCUCUCGCCUCGAUCGAUUCACUCGUCACGCACACGUCGCCGGCGGCGGUGCUGCACGACGCGCCGCAGCUCACCUCCGCGCUCCGCUCCGUGAUCGCGUCCAAGCAGUGGGGGAACGAGGAGCUCUUCGCGGCGAAGAUCGCCGAGGCGUGCACCAUCGCCAUGCCCGCGGACCCGACCAAGUUCAACCCGGACAACAUCCGCGUCGCCAAGAUCCUGGGCUCGUCGGUGCUGGGCACCACGGUCGUGCGCGGGAUGUGCCUCCCCCGCUCCGCGCUCGGCACCAUCAAG
Messenger RNA from Emiliania huxleyi CCMP1516, 323 nucleotides. RefSeq lists its product as hypothetical. Gene Ontology annotation, molecular function: ATP binding. NCBI's taxonomy places the organism in Eukaryota, Haptophyta, Isochrysidales, Noelaerhabdaceae. The transcript is spliced from 3 exons. The record is from RefSeq and is a predicted model, not a curated record. The annotation marks the transcript as partial.